This is a messenger RNA of Rhopalosiphum maidis (corn leaf aphid), 5945 nucleotides long. It is a transcript of the gene Fas2, whose product is annotated as fasciclin-2. Lineage: Eukaryota; Metazoa; Arthropoda; Insecta; Hemiptera; Aphididae. The transcript is spliced from 15 exons. Bases 353 to 3031 code for a protein of 892 amino acids. Gene Ontology annotation, cellular component: membrane. The record is from RefSeq and is a predicted model, not a curated record. Gene Ontology annotation, biological process: cell-cell adhesion. Gene Ontology annotation, molecular function: protein binding.
UUCGCGCGUCGCUGUGCCGUCGUCACCGCAGUCGUUGUCCGCCGUCGCCGUACGCACAUUCUCGUACGUAUCGUCACACGCCGUCUUCGCCUACUACUGUCGCGGGUUAAACAUCACGCCGUGUUUUUAUUUCACCCUGCGAUGUAAUGUUACCAGUACGCUGUUGACAAGUUACCGCUAAACCCGAAUCAGUCGUCAUAUUCGUAAACCCACGUGCCUAAUAUUAUAAUAUUAUAUUACAAGACAAAUCGACCGAUAUUUCAAUUAUCUUAUCAACGUGAGCGAUAUACGUUUACGGGUGAUUAUUCCGUCGUCUCGUCAUUAUUCUCGUCCAGCGGAAAACCACACGAUUAUGACGCGAAACCGCUUAUUGUCGUCGUGGCCUCCUACGCCGCUGCUGGCCUUGGUUCUGCUCGUCGCCGUCAUUACAGACGUCGUGGCCAAGGAACCUUCACUGAUCAUCCGACCAACACAGCCAAAACAAACGAAACCAAUUGGUUCAUCUUUGAUAUUGAACUGCCAGCCCGACGUCGAUCAACCAGAAUUUAUCACGAAUCUCAAAUGGCUAGAUCCGCAGAACAGAACGAUCGAUCAAACCUCGACCGCUGGAGCACACGUGACCACAACGUUUACUUCUAGCAAUAAUUUGGGGCUGGUGAUAACUGGUCUUACCGAAGCGGACGUGGGCACAUACACGUGCACUGCUACGUACUCGAAUUCUGAAUAUCUGGUCCGCAGCGUGAUCGUGGACAGUUUCUACGAUAUCACGUGGGUUGAUGCUCCCACUGAACAAUAUCCGAUCGCUGGAACUAGUUACAAAGUGCGUUGCAAAGUCAAGGCUAAUCCCGCUCCAUUGGUCGACUGGUACAAAGAAGACACCAGAAUUCAAGACGGCAAUGGUUUCGUCAAGGAUAUAGACGGUCUGCUAAUCCAAAACGUUACAGCCGAAGACGACGGCCUGUACAAAUGCCGAGCCAUCGUGUUAGACACGGGUAACAUCCUGGACAGAGAUAUCAGAGUCGAGGUUCACAUCCCGCCAACGUUUGCUCCUGAUCAAGUUUCCCAGCUGGAAGUGGUGGAGGGUGAGAUGGCUAGCGUACGGUGCGCGGCCAACGGUAAACCAGAACCCAAAGUUACGUGGAUAAAAAUGCCGGAACAACGAGACCUAAGCGAGGGUACUGAGAGGUACUCCGUGAACAAGCUGACGGGUGUGUUGAGUCUGAAUCGUAUCAGUCGCACUGACAACGGCCAAUUCAAGUGUGUGGCUAAUAAUGCGGCUGGUCAAAUCGAGCGAUUGGUGAACGUGGUCGUGCUCAUCAAGCCAGAAGUGCUGGACGUGACCAAUGUAUCCGUACCCAUCAAUACCGAAGCCAGAAUCAAGUGCUCUGCAAACGGCAACCCUCUGCCGUCGAUCAUGUUCAAGAGCGUGGGCUCGAACGUCGUUAUAAAACCGGGAAUCGAAGAUUAUCGCAUUAGCGUAGAGCACGACACUAUGGGAGACUUGGCAACGGCCACUCUUGUGAUUAAACACCUGAAUCGAUCCGACGAUGGACUGUACACGUGCAUUGCGUUGAACAAGGGCGGUGGGGCGAAGAAAAACGGGCAUCUGACCGUUGAGUUCCCACCAGUGUAUGCCAGCAAUAUGGUCAAGGAGGUGUGGACGUGGAACCGUAAGCCUGUGAACCUUUCGUGCGUAUCCGAGUCUUUGCCGAACGCGUCAAUCACGUGGCUCCUAAACAACCGUAUGGUGGAGGACGACAUAAACGUUCAAAAAUUCGGCAAAGGCCCGUACAGCAAUCUUCAAGUGACGCCGGUUGACCAGCGCUACUAUGGCGUAUACACGUGCCUAACCAAGAACAUUCACGGCGAGAACAACGCGCAAAUCACGCUUAGGGAAGCACGCCGGCCGUCCAAAGUAUCUCAGACCAAGUUCGACGUCGUCACUGCUACGACGAUUUCGUUUGCUUUUGUGGGUCCGACAGACACUGGAGGUAUAAAAGUUAAAGCCUACGCCGUCCAGUACAAAGAGGUGUCACAGACCUGGGAAGAAGCUCGUAAUAAAUCUUGGCCAGUGGACACGCCCUACAUACUGGAAAGCCUGGAAGCGCACAGGACCUAUCAGUUCAGGUUUGCCGCCAUCAAUGACGUGGGUACCAGUGAUUGGGGUUCACAGGAACAGCGCACCAUGCCCAAGAGGAACGCACCCGAAGAACCUAAAAUAUUAGUCAACAAGGACGUGUAUACCGAAGAUUACAUUAACUCACCUUACGGAAACAGCUACGAAGUGAACUGGAAGAUACCGGCCGACAACGGGGAGCCCAUAAAUCUUUACAACGUUAAUUAUUGCGUGACUGACAAGGUAAACACGGUAUGGACAAUCAGAAGAGACUCGUGUCGGUCUGAGGACCUCAGGUCUCCGGACAAGACUGCAUUUUUGAUGGACAAUCUGAAUGCCGACACGUUUUACAAAGUGGAAGUCAGAGCCCAUAACGAUAUAGGAUUUAGCGUACCAUCCGAACUCGUCUUCAAGACUGCGACCGGCGUGGACAUACCUCCCAUGCAACCGCCGUACCCUAACCGGCUCAGCUCGGUGGUCAUAAUCAGCAUCGUCUUGGCCGUCUUGUUCACCGUGUUGGUGGUCAUUGACGUGUCAUGUUACUUCGCCAACAACACUGGUAUCUUAUACAUAUUGUUCGGUAUGUGCUGUCGGAAGAAGAAGAGGGACGAGGACGCAAAACUCGGAAGUUUGUAUGGAUGGCGUUUUCCGUUGCCGUAUUGCAACAACAGCACGGGCGAAUCGUCCAGUAACGGAAACGGUUCUUCUUACACUUCCGACGUAGAGAAAGUCCCCUUGCCAGAUAUGAACUUUGUGUUCGAGGGAAAAGAACUGUUGACCAACGGAAACACCUAUCAGAGCAACAAUUUGCGCAUUGAACCCACCGAAAUGCUAAAAAAGGACACCGAGGUGGAGUACGACGUCAAACGGUCCGUGUCGCAGACUCGUUUCGUCGGCAAGGAUUCAGCCGUUUAAAAACGGGCGCACGCGAACCUAAACCAAUCCGACGACGAUGACACGAUUGCACGAUACUCCACACGUAUUCCGCGUAAAAUGCACAUUACAACGGCGGCGGUGUAUGCGGAGUGACGUUUUCACGACUGACAAAUAUAUUUUGAAUAAAAAAUUCUUAACACUAAUAAUAUAUUAUUAUGAUAAACGCUAUAAUAUUAUAUUAUUAUGAUUGGGGUGUAUAAUUAUAAUUGUACGCGAAACGAUUCGAGUUUGACCGACUAAGUUUCGCGCCGCUCUAGCAUUUAUUUUAUGUAAUUAUUAUUAUUAUUAUUAUUAUUACCGUAGCAUUUUAUACUACCUAGCAACUAUACUAUAAUAUAUAAGUACUACCUAUUAUGUUGCUACUACAUAAUAUUUUUUUUAUCAUUAUUAUAUUAUACACAAUAUACAUUUUACUUUUAUUAUUAUUACUAAACAAUGUUUACUAUUAUAAUAUAAUAUAAUAUUAUAACUACUGAUAUCAUAUAUUAUAUACCGCUACUACCAUGUAAAGCAUUCGUGUCGUGAACCCUCUCCCUCCGCUCCGAUUUGUAGAUAAUAUUUUCAAUGUUCUAUUUUUAAGUGUUUAGUAUUAAGCAUUAUUAAUUUUUAUUAUUUUAUUUUAUACAUUAUAAUAUGAUAAUAAUUAGGUACCUAUACCAAUAACGAUAUUUUGAACGAAUUUUGAUCGAACAAUAAACUCUCAACGACUCGGGUUGAAAACUAUCACAAUAUAAUAAACCCUUUUAGUGUUGUCCAUUCGUACGAUUCAAUAUCAUUCCGAACCAUUUUCGAUACCAAAAAAUAAUAAUAAAUACACAUUUGCAGCUGUAAAAACGCAUGAUUUUAAAGAAUUUAAAUACAACUACGUCAUUUUAAAAAAUAUUAUCCCUGUUCGUGUACACCAAAAGAAUGUAACCGAUAACUGUGUGGCACAUAAAUACACUCUGCUGGAUUUUAUUCGAAUCCGUUCGUUUUUCUCGGUCGAAUCUCGGUGUUUUGAAAAAAACAAAUCAUUACCUAGUACUACACGAUUUUUUUUAUUUUUGCUUUUACAACGGACGUGAUCCGCCCAACGUUUCGGUUGUUUGAUGCUGCUUUGUACUUAAUAAUAAUAUGCAUUUGUCGUGUAAAGAUUAUAUUAUAAUAUAUUAUGUCUUAAAACUAUUUUCGUAUUAUUGUGUAACGAUCGUUUGAUUUGAUGAUUUUUUUUUUAUUAUUAUUACUAUUUCUUAAAUUUGUUCCUACGUACAUAAUUUUUUACUUUUUUUUUUUUUUUUUAAAUUUAAAUUGUGUGAAUAUAUUGUCUGUCGUAAAAUAAUUAUUUUAUAUAAUAUGUAUAUGAUAAUAAUAUUAUAUAUUUUGUGAAAUUUUUGUGAUUUGGUUUUAAGUCGAUUGGUCGACUAUAAACACUAUGAAGUUCUCUAUUAUAUUGCCAUUUAAAGUAAUUAAAACAUAAUAAUAUAUAUAUAUAUAAAUAUAUAAGUUUUGGACUAAGGACCACUUGUGUGGUUCUUACUCAAACGUUUUAUGGUUUUGAUUCUAAAGGCUAAAUUACAUCUCUCCGUUUAUGUUUGUUAUCGCGUAAAACGGCGCUGUCCCGUCUUCCGAUAAAUUCGAACAAUUUAAUCAUUUUCAUAAUAUUAUGAUGUAUAACACUUCUAUAUUAUACAAACUCGUUUUACACCUUUGUACUAUUACCCAAGUAUAAUAUUAUUAUGGUUUUCGAGGCAAUUUUUUUUUUUUUUUAAUACGUGUUUAUCGGCCAUUUAUUUUAUACAUUAUUAUUAUUUUUGCGGAAAACUAAGAAUUACCGAAUGAAAAAAUUUGUUUAUAAAAUAUAUAUUAUAUAAAUCAAUCCUAAUUCGUAUUGUAAAUUAUGUAUAUUAUUAUAUUUAAAUUUACUGUGAAAAAUGUAUUAUUGUUUUUUUUUUUUGAUUUAAGAUUUAUAUUAGCGAUCAUUAUGUCAUCGAUCGCCACUGCCUCGGCUGCCAUCUUGACAUUUUUAUUUUUUAUUUUUAUUAUUGUGACGAGUGAAUUUAAUAAUUCUGUAAAAACGAUUAAAACAUAAUAUUAUAAUAACAUGUAAUGCUUAUGAUUCAUUUAAUAAUUGUUAAUUUAACACAUUUACGCAAUUCAAUAAUUUCUAUUGACUCGUUUGAAAACCGUCAAUACGUGUUAUAUUAUGCUUGUCAAUUUCGGAUUUCAAAACCGACCUUUUAACCAUUUUCCACCCUGUGCUUACAUAACUCGAUAUCAUUGUUGUUGUCUAUAAUAAUAAUAAUAUCUGCAGCGCAGUGUACGGUCAUAAUAUAAUAAUAUGAACUAGCAUCCUCUUCCGUUCAGCGGCGCGUGUUUGUCUUUCGAUGUGCGUAAAUCGUUCAAUAUUAUAUUUUACACCCACCGUCAUAGUGCGCAUCGUGUCGUUUGUUAUUGUUCACCGCUGCAGCGGCGUUUUCAAAACAUUUCGCGCUGAGAAUAAAAUCGCUGCAGGUAAACGUUCUACAACGAACGGUUUCUAUAUUGUUUUUCAUAAAUCUCAUUGGAUGUGUAAAGUCUUUUGCGAUUUCCGUUUGAUUUCUCAAUAAUAAUAUUCUUUAUCAACUAUACCUUCGUAUAUCAUGUCAGUACGUGUUACUAUAAUACACUCUCAAAGAUUUAUUUUUUUUUCGCGCGGACGACGUUUUAUCACGUAUGAACGUGCAUUGUAAAUAACAUAUUAUAUUCUACCCGUAAUACUAUAAUAAUAAAAAUAAUAUAUAUUUUAAUAAUUAACUAUUAUAUAUAAACAUGUGUUACGUUUAAGUGUCAGCGAUAUGAACAAUAAUUAUAAUAUAUUUGUAUGUACGUAGGUGAUAUAUAUUAUAAUACUAUAUAUGUAAUUUACCAAUCGUCU